Messenger RNA from Saccharomycopsis crataegensis, 645 nucleotides. RefSeq lists its product as uncharacterized. NCBI's taxonomy places the organism in Eukaryota, Fungi, Ascomycota, Saccharomycetes, Ascoideales, Saccharomycopsidaceae. The transcript has a single exon. Bases 1 to 645 code for a protein of 214 amino acids. The record is from RefSeq and is a predicted model, not a curated record.
AUGUCCAGACUCAGAAGAUCAGUACAAAAACUUAAUUCUCUUUCUGAAAACGAAUACCUUGAACCGAAUGAACAAGAUGAUUUGAUUGAACUCUUGAACAAUGUAUCUUAUUCAGAAAAUAGGCAAUUGGUGAAGUGGUUCUUAAUCACUUUCUUGUCAAUAACCCCAAUAUAUGUUGUUUUACCGUUCUUCAAAAAACGCCACCCAAUAUUAAGUCUUUGCUGUAUCCUUACUAUUGGUUUGAACUGUAUCAAUUUAUAUUGGUUUAACGCUUACCGUUUAAAGCUUGAUGAUCUUGUGCUUAAGGAAGAAGGCGAUGCAUUUAUUGAUUUGAGGGACACCACAAAAACCAAAGCCAUGAGACCAAGUGAUUCAUUAAUUGCCAAGACUUUGACUACCAUUCAGGGUUUGAAAAAGAUAAUAUCAAGACAUUUGAUUAUUUUUAACUUUGUUCAUUUGGCAUCCUCAAUUUUGAUCAUUUAUUCUUAUAAGUUUGACACUAAAGAGUUCGAUACGAACAUAAUGCUUCUUACGGUUCCAUUAAUAACAUCCAUCACAUCAAUUGUUGUCAAUUAUUGGCAGGAAUCUUUACUUGGCGAUAUAAAUGGAUUAAAGAAAUUUAAGUAUCAUGAGAAAUCCGUCUGA